UGCUUUUGUUUACCAUGUGCGAAUCCUUUUAGUUUCUCCGCAUGUUUUGGUAUUUUCAGUAUUCCACCAUGCCAUCACUCGACACAUUCUUCCUUCGGGAUUUCGUUGCUGCAGCUUUUCUCUUCUUUACCACACGUUAUUUAAUCCGAUUACUUCUCGAAAAAACGAACCGAACACUUCCUCCGGGACCGAAAGGGUGGCCGGUUGUCGGUGCUCUUCCACUGUUAGGUUCCAUGCCCCAUGUCACACUGGCCAAAUUAGCCAAAAAAUAUGGACCUGUAAUGUACCUCAAAAUGGGCACAUGCAACAUGGUGGUGGCAUACCCGGACGCCGCUCGAGCUUUCCUUAAGACCCUUGUUGAAUUCUCUAAUCGGCCACCGAAUGCCGGUGCCACCCACUUAGCAUAUGAUUCGCAAGACAUGGUGUUCGCCGAGUACGGUCCGAGGUGGAAAUUGCUCCGUAAACUAAGUAAUCUCCACAUGCUCGGUGGUAAAGCCCUUGAAGAUUGGUCACAGAUCCGAACUGUUGAGCUAGGCCACAUGGUUCGUGCAAUGUACGCGUCUAGCAAAAACGGGGAGGCGGUCGUGGUGCCGGAGAUGUUAACGUAUGCAAUGGCCAACAUGAUUGGUCAAGUGAUACUAAGUCGACGAGUUUUCGAGACCAAAGGAUCAGAGUCGAACGAGUUCAAGGACAUGGUGGUGGAGCUCAUGACAUCUGCUGGGAUCUUCAAUAUCGGCGACUUCAUACCUUCGAUCGCGUGGAUGGAUUUACAAGGAAUCGAAGGCGAGAUGAAAUUACAUAAAAGGGAUGUUUUGUUGACGAAGAUGAUGAAAGAGCAUGAUGAAACAGCUCAUGAACGCAAGGGAAAGCCUGAUUUUCUUGACAUAAUUAUGGCUAACAGAGGGAACUCUGAUGGGGAAAAGCUUAGUUUGGUUAAUGUCAAGGCGCUCCUUUUGAAUCUGUUCACAGCCGGGACAGACACGUCCUCAAGCAUCAUCGAAUGGGCAUUGGCUGAAAUGAUGAACAAUCCUAAAAUACUGAAGAAAGCUCACGAGCAGAUGGAUAAAGUGGUGGGAAGAAACCGAAGGCUCGAAGAAUCCGACAUACCGAAACUCCCCUAUCUUCAAGCCAUAUGCAAAGAAACGUUCCGAAAACAUCCAUCAACUCCGUUGAACUUGCCUCGAGUUUCGACCCAAGCUUGCCAGAUAAACGGCUACUACAUCCCCAAGAACACUAGGCUCAGUGUCAACAUUUGGGCCAUCGGUCGAGAUGCCGACGUGUGGGACAAUCCACUCGAUUUCUACCCCGAGAGGUUCAUGAGUGGGAAGAACGCCAAAAUCGAUCCACGAGGGAACGAUUUCGAGCUGAUUCCGUUCGGUGCCGGACGAAGAAUCUGCGCCGGGACCAGGAUGGGGAUCGUGUUGGUUGAGUACAUUUUGGGCACGUUGGUCCACUCUUUCGACUGGAUGGUUCCUGCCGGGACAGGGGAAUUGAACAUGGACGAGGCCUUUGGACUUGCUUUGCAGAAGGCUGUGCCUCUCUCUGCCUGCCUUCGCCCGCGCCUCGCUCCAAAUGCUUAUGUUUCCUAAGCCUAAUAAUGCUCCUUUUGUCCUACUUGUUUUACUUGCUUCUCUUUGCCUUGCAUUUUGUUACAAUAAAAAGUCUACUUUUACUUCUA
Messenger RNA from Hibiscus syriacus, 1678 nucleotides. RefSeq names its product flavonoid 3',5'-hydroxylase 2-like. Lineage: Eukaryota; Viridiplantae; Streptophyta; Magnoliopsida; Malvales; Malvaceae. The record is from RefSeq and is a predicted model, not a curated record. Gene Ontology annotation, molecular function: iron ion binding; monooxygenase activity; heme binding.